AUGGGAGCUUUGCAGAUUGCUGGAUUUUCCAUCCUUUUCUUUCUCCUCUACUCUGGAAACACGCUGGCAAAUAAAGCCAGUCAAGAUGUCGACGAGUGCGUGGAGGGCACCGACAGCUGCCACAUCGACGCCAUCUGCCAGAACACCCCCAAGUCCUACAAGUGCAUCUGCAAGUCCGGCUACACCGGCGAUGGGAAGCACUGCAAAGACGUCGACGAGUGCGAGCGGGAAGACAACGCAGGCUGUGUCCACGACCUGGACGAGUGCUCGGAGGGCAACGGCGGCUGCCAGCAGACCUGCGUCAACAUGAUGGGCAGCUACGAGUGCUUCUGCCGGGAGGGCUUCUUCCUCAGCGACAACCAGCACACCUGCAUCCAGCGCCCCGAAGAAGGAAUGAACUGCAUGAACAAGAACCACGGCUGUGCCCACAUCUGCCGGGAGACCCCCAAGGGGGGCAUCGCCUGCGAGUGCCGCCCCGGCUUCGAGCUCACCAAGAACCAGCGUGACUGCAAACUGACCUGCAACUACGGGAACGGGGGCUGCCAGCACACCUGCGACGACACCGACCAGGGGCCCAAGUGCGGCUGCCACGCCAAGUUUUUGCUGCACUCCGACGGGGUGACGUUCAUAGAAACGUGUGCUGUGAACAACGGGGGCUGCGACAGCAAGUGUCACGACGCGGCGACGGGCGUGCACUGCAGCUGCCCCAUGGGCUUCAUGCUCCAGCCCGACAGGAAGACAUGCAAAGACAUCGACGAGUGCCGGCUCAACAAUGGCGGCUGCGACCACAUCUGCAGGAACACAGUGGGCAGCUUCGAGUGCAGCUGCAAGAAGGGCUACAAGCUGCUCAUCAACGAGAGGAACUGCCAAGACAUUGACGAGUGCUCCUUCGACCGGACCUGCGACCACCUCUGCAUCAACACCCCCGGCAGCUUCCAGUGCCUCUGCAACAAGGGCUACACGCUCUACGGGCUCACCCACUGUGGAGACAUCGAUGAAUGCAGCAUCAACCGGGGGGGCUGCAAAUUCGGCUGCAUCAACACAGCCGGCAGUUACCAGUGUACCUGUCCCGCCGGCUGCAAGCUGCACUGGAACAAAAAGGACUGUACAGAGACUGCCACUGCGCCAAUCAAGCAGAAGGCUUCCUUCAAGAUCAAGGAUGCCAAGUGCUACCUGCACCCGCGGGCCAAGGGCAAGCAGGACGAAGCCGGGAAGGCUGGGGCGCAAGGCGGUUCGGCGCCUUGCUCCGACUGCCAGGUCGCCUUCGUCAACCUCAAGUGCGACUCGUCCAAGAAAGGAAAGGGCCGCAGGGCUCGCAACUCCUCCAACAAGGAGGUGACGCGCAUCACGCUGGAGUUCGAGGCGGAGAUCAAGCCAGAGGAGAUCACAGCCAGCUGCAACCUGCACUGCCUGCGACAGAGAGUGGAGAAAAAGCUGAAGUCGGCCAUCAAAGCCCUGAAGAAAUCCAUCAACCAGGAGCGGUUCCUGCUCCGCUUCGCAGGGAUGGAGUACGAGGUGGCGAGGAAGCUGAGCGUGGCCCCGGAGCGGCAGGAGAGUUGGCGGACGCUCUGCUUCCCCUGCGGCGGGGGGCUCAGCACCCGUCACGAGGGAGCCCUCUCCUUCCAGGACUGCGACACCAAGGUCCAGUGCUCCCCUGGGCAUUACUACAACACCAGCGUCCAUCGCUGCAUCCGCUGCGCCGUGGGCACCUACCAACCCGAUUUUCGGCAGAAUUACUGCAUCACCUGUCCUGGCAACACCACCACCGACUUCGACGGCUCCACCUCUGUGUCCCAGUGCAAAAAUCGGCAGUGUGGGGGAGAGCUGGGUGAAUACACGGGCUACAUCGAGUCCCCCAACUACCCAGGGAAUUACCCCGCCAACGUGGAGUGUACCUGGAACAUCAACCCGCCGCCCAAGCGCAAGAUCCUCAUCGUGGUGCCGGAGAUCUUCCUCCCCUCCGAGGACGAGUGUGGCGACGUCUUGGUCAUGCGGAAAAACUCCUCCCCAUCCUCCAUCACCACCUACGAGACGUGCCAGACCUACGAGAGGCCCAUCGCCUUCACCGCCCGCUCUCGGAAACUCUGGAUCAACUUCAAAACCAGCGAAGCCAACAGCGCCCGGGGCUUCCAGAUCCCCUACGUCACCUACGACGAGGACUACGAGCAGCUGGUGGAGGACAUCGUGCGGGACGGCAGGCUCUACGCCUCCGAAAACCACCAGGAGAUCCUCAAGUGCCACCGGCAGCCCGAGACAUCGCGGGGGCCAUCGAUCUUGCAGCCCACGGGGCUGGCACCGGCCGCAGCCCCGCCGAGCACUUUUGCAGAGGAUGGCAAGAAGGUAACGCCGUAUUUCUCACAGCGCCUGGGUAUCAGCAUCGCUUUGCAGAGAUCGGGGGAAAAAGAAUUUUAA
This is a messenger RNA of Opisthocomus hoazin, 2412 nucleotides long. The record is from RefSeq and is a predicted model, not a curated record. Lineage: Eukaryota; Metazoa; Chordata; Aves; Opisthocomiformes; Opisthocomidae.